CGGCGAGCUUCCGCCAAUACUUGUUCCCGUUUCUUGGUUCUGAGCGUCUCGGGAGCCGGGGAAGGAAGGGUUGCUUGCCGAGAUUGGAGCAAACACCCAGGGGAGAGGGUGGGACUUCCGGGUCUUGCCGGAAGUGACGCGACAGUCGCGGCCGCAGCCAGGUGGAACGGCAGGUGGGUUCAGGUGCCAGCCUGGACAGUACCCGGCUGUGGGCCCAACGCUUCCGGUGAGCGACAGAGGCAGCUUCUAGGGGUCUGGAGACCCGUGGGGCGGGCUCUGGUAUCUGAGCCCAUCGCCCUGGCCGGGAGUCCCCCCGUGUACCUAUUCCCCAUUCCCCUACCGAACUGGGCAGUUAGCCAGCCCACCCCAACUCUCGGAACCAUGUUUGCAGACUUGGAUUAUGACAUCGAGGAGGAUAAACUCGGAAUCCCUACUGUGCCUGGGAAGGUCACCCUGCAGAAGGAUGCUCAGAAUCUGAUCGGGAUCAGCAUUGGAGGAGGAGCCCAGUACUGUCCCUGCCUCUAUAUUGUCCAGGUAUUUGACAACACCCCCGCAGCUUUGGACGGCACAGUGGCAGCUGGCGAUGAGAUCACUGGUGUCAAUGGCAGGUCAAUCAAGGGAAAAACAAAAGUGGAAGUGGCAAAGAUGAUUCAGGAGGUGAAGGGCGAGGUGACCAUCCACUACAACAAGCUACAGGCGGACCCCAAGCAGGGCAUGUCCCUGGAUAUUGUGCUGAAGAAGGUCAAGCACCGGCUGGUGGAGAACAUGAGCUCGGGGACUGCAGAUGCCCUGGGUCUGAGCCGGGCCAUCCUGUGCAAUGAUGGGCUUGUCAAGCGGCUGGAGGAGCUGGAGCGGACUGCUGAGCUAUACAAAGGGAUGACGGAACACACCAAGAACCUCCUGCGGGCCUUCUAUGAACUGUCACAGACGCACCGGGCCUUUGGGGACGUGUUCUCUGUGAUUGGGGUGCGGGAGCCCCAGCCGGCUGCCAGUGAGGCCUUCGUGAAGUUUGCUGACGCCCACCGCAGUAUUGAGAAGUUUGGCAUCCGGCUUCUGAAAACCAUCAAACCGAUGCUGACAGACCUGAACACAUACCUCAACAAAGCCAUCCCAGACACCCGCCUCACCAUCAAGAAGUACCUGGACGUGAAGUUUGAGUACUUGUCAUACUGUCUGAAGGUGAAGGAAAUGGACGAUGAGGAGUAUAGCUGCAUUGCCCUAGGGGAGCACCUGUACCGAGUGAGCACCGGCAACUAUGAGUACCGCCUGAUUCUGCGCUGCCGCCAGGAGGCCCGCGCUCGUUUCUCCCAGAUGCGCAAGGACGUGCUGGAGAAGAUGGAGCUGCUGGACCAGAAGCAUGUCCAGGACAUCGUGUUCCAGCUGCAGCGCUUCGUGUCCACCAUGUCCAAGUACUACAACGACUGCUAUGCAGUGCUGCGGGACGCCGACGUCUUUCCCAUUGAAGUGGACCUGGCACACACCACGCUGGCCUAUGGCCUCAACCAGGACGAGUUCAUGGAUGGGGAGGAGGAGGAGGAUGAGGAUGAGGACACAACAGCCGGGGAGCCGUCCGGGGAUACACGAGGGGCUGCUGGGCCCUUGGACAAGGGUGGAAGCUGGUGCGACUCCUGAGUGCCCCUGCAGGGUGCAGCGUGGGGGGUAGGGUGAGUGGGAAGACAGCAUGGGAGCAGGGCGGGGCCGCCGCACAGGUGGCACAUAAAGGCCUGUGGCUUGGGGCCCUGCCUCCCUGCUCCUCUGUCCUUGCACAGUGAACCUGGGCUCCUGCCCAGGAAAGGUACCUGGGCCACAGCCUGGGACCUGGACACUGGCUCCCUCUGCCAUCCCUGGCCCCCGCCUGCUCCCCAGCCAGAGGGAGAGCUUGGUUGCUGGACCUGCCUUAGGAAGGAGGACGAGGGCAGAACGGUGGAGGGGUGGAGGGGGCAGCAAGCCCAGGACCCUGUUCUUCAUGGGCACUUGCGUUGCCCCCCCCGGAGCCUGCCGGGAGGGGGCCGGGUGGAUGGCUGAGGUCGGGGUUGGUGUCCCACGUGCACUUUGGCCUGCCCCAGACCGGCCCGUCCAGUCCACACUCACACCUUGGCGGCCUUUAUUUAUUUUGUUCCCCUAGUCCAGCCGCUUCUCUGGUAAGGGCUGGGCGCUGGGCCUGUAUUGAAUAAACACAAACCCGAUGGAGCAGUCUUGGCGGCA
Carlito syrichta (Philippine tarsier) is the source of this 2205-nucleotide messenger RNA. RefSeq names its product protein interacting with PRKCA 1 (gene PICK1). Gene Ontology annotation, cellular component: trans-Golgi network membrane; postsynaptic density; neuron projection. Gene Ontology annotation, biological process: positive regulation of receptor internalization; dendritic spine maintenance; receptor clustering. Bases 382 to 1632 code for a protein of 416 amino acids. The transcript has 13 exons. The record is from RefSeq and is a predicted model, not a curated record. Gene Ontology annotation, molecular function: protein kinase C binding; protein domain specific binding; phospholipid binding. Lineage: Eukaryota; Metazoa; Chordata; Mammalia; Primates; Tarsiidae.